AUGAUCUCGCGCACGCACGUAUUGGGCGUGAUCGGCGGCUCCAGUCUCUUUCACGCCAAGAGUUUCUCCUCAGGUCUUGUCGAGCAGGUCGUGGAAACGGAGUUCGGUGCUGUCGUGUGCCACGUCGGCACGUGGCCGUCAGGCUCGCAGGACGAGACAUCACCCGCUCUUCAGCUCGUAUUUGUGCAACGCCACCACGCGGACCCGGACGGAAAAUAUCGCCAGCCUCGAAAGAUCAACUUCCGCGCCAUCGCGCUGGCGCUCAAGUCACUGCGGUGUGAGGCCGUGGUGGGCAUCUACUCAGUCGGCUCCAUGACGCCUAAGGUUGGCGUGGGGCGCUUCGUGGUGCCCGAGGAUUUUUUCAGCCCGUUUGACAUCAUGCACGUGUCCAAGGAUUAUGACGCACACGUUGUUCCUGAGCUCCACGCCAAACUCAAGACCGCGCUGGUGCAAGCGCUAACAGGUGGAGGCUUCGACCCGCACGACGGCGGCGUCUACGUGCAGACGGCAGGACCGCGCUUUGAGACCAAGUCGGAAGUGCGCUUCUUCGCGCAGUUUGGCCAGCUCAUUGGCAUGACGGGUGCAAAUGAGGCCGAGUUGCUUAAUGAACUACGUGUGCCCUUCGCCAUGUUCUCCAUCGUGGACAACAUGGCCAACGGUAUGGGUGACCCGCUCACACUCGAGGCUUUCAAGGCUACGCAAAAGGCCAACGCUGACCUUAUGGAGCGUGCAUUCGUGCACACGUUGAACGAGCUGGCGUCCACCAAGGCGCUGGCCUAUCUCGCCUCCUCGACUUGA
This is a messenger RNA of Phytophthora infestans T30-4, 798 nucleotides long. RefSeq lists its product as uncharacterized. NCBI's taxonomy places the organism in Eukaryota, Oomycota, Peronosporomycetes, Peronosporales, Peronosporaceae. Gene Ontology annotation, cellular component: cytosol. Gene Ontology annotation, biological process: nucleoside metabolic process. The transcript has a single exon. The record is from RefSeq and is a predicted model, not a curated record. Gene Ontology annotation, molecular function: S-methyl-5-thioadenosine phosphorylase activity. The coding region runs from base 1 to 798 and encodes 265 amino acids.